AGUCGAAAUUUGGAUGUUAAGCGAUAGAACGGGGAAGUCGGCUUUAGAAUCUCGAGAGCAACGGAUCUCCUAAAUUAAACCGAAAACAGGUUUGCCUUAGAAACAAAAUAAACGGGACGUGAAAUCAAUUAAAAUUUGUUAAAAACAAUACCUAAAAUUUCCGUUAAUAUUAAAAAAAUGAAACUAGUGUUACUAUUUUAUCUCCUGGUAGCCGGGAAUUUAUAUUUCCAACCAGAAAUAGUUGAGGGAUCUAAAAUACUUGCAGUGUAUGCCUUCCCAGGCAAAUCGCAUUUCAUGAUGCACAAGGCUUUGAUAAGGGAACUCGUUGAAAGUGGACAUCAGGUGACCAUGGUAACCGCAUUUUCUCUAGAGAAAGAGAAGCUCGGCAGCAAUUACACGGAGAUCUUGAUAGAACCGGUCUAUGAUUUUUGGCACGAUGUCAAGCUGAACUUUGGAGCCCAGCACUUAUUCGAGUUGACCCGCAUGACUAACUAUGAUUUCCUGAAAAUGCUCGAGAUCAUUGGGCUGAAGACCACGGAACAUGCUCUCCGGCAACCAAAAGUUCGGGCUCUCAUUCAUGCAGAGCAGAAAGAAGGAGUCUUCGAUCUUCUUCUGGCUGAGCAGUUCUAUCAGGAGUCUUUCCUGGCUCUGGCUCAACUUUACAAGAUACCCGUGGUGACCACAAGUACUUUGGGCUAUGUAAAUCACAUGAGUCAAAUGAUGGGCUUGAUUACACCUUGGUCUUUUGUGCCCCAUGGCUUCAUGCCCUUCACCGAUCGCAUGAGUUUCAUCGAGAGGCUGAAGAACUCCUAUGCUAACUUCUACGAAGAUAUGAACAGGCUGUACAACUACUUUCCCAAAAUGGAUGCGUUGACCAAGGAGCAUUUUGGUACCGUUUUGGAUGAAGUGCCAAAGGUCAGGAACAUGGAGAGGCAAAUCUCGGUGAUGCUGCUAAACAGUCACGCACCACUGACCACAGCACGUCCCACUGUGGAUGCCAUGGUGUCGGUGGGCGGAAUGCACAUUUACCCGCCCAAAAAGCUGCCGGCGGACAUGCAAGCCUUUUUGGACGGAGCCACCGAGGGGGCCAUCUUCUUCAGCCUGGGGAGCAAUGUCCAGAGCAAGGAUAUGCCCGUCGAGAUGCUUCGGUUGUUCCUGCAGGUAUUCGGUUCCCUCAAGCAGCGGGUUUUGUGGAAAUUCGAGGACGAGACCAUUCGCCAAUUGCCCGAAAAUGUGAUGGUGCGCAAGUGGCUGCCACAAGCGGAUAUUCUGGCCCAUCGAAAUGUAAAAGUUUUCAUCACACACGGCGGUUUAUUUGGCACUCAGGAGGGAGUCCACUAUGCGGUUCCCAUGCUGGGCAUUCCCAUCUAUUGUGACCAGCACUUGAAUAUGAACAAGGCUGUUUUGGGUGGCUAUGCCAUUAGCCUGCACUUUCAAUCGAUUACUGAGGAAAUCCUCCGGGAGUCUCUGCAUCAACUUCUCUUUAAUGCCACCUAUAAAGAAAAUGUGCAGAGGAUUUCGAACAUAUUCAGGGAUCGCCAGCAGGAACCGCGAAAAACUGCUGUCUACUGGAUCGAGUAUGUCAUCAGACACCGGGGAGCUCCACAUAUGCGAUCUGCAGGACUAGAUCUCAACUGGAUUCAGUUCUAUCUGCUGGAUGUUAUAGCCUUCGUGCUGGUGGUAGCUUUCAUUGGAAUUGGAGUCCUCGCGUUGGCCAUUCGACUGCUGAUGGGCAGUAACAGGAAGCAAAGGAAAGCUAAACAAUUCAGAAAUACUUUUCAAAUAUUGCUUUUGAGCCUGGUGGCUCUCCAGCAAUUGGAUUUUGGUGCUAGUUCCCGCAUUUUGGCAGCUUUCUUCUUCCCUGGAAAGAGCCACUUCAUGAUGACCAAUGCCAUCAUCCGGGAGUUGGUCAAACAAGGACAUGAGGUAACAUUCAUCACUCCAUUCUCCUUGGCCAAGGAAAAUCUGGGAGCAAACUACAAGGAAAUUGUGAUUCCACAAUACGAUUUCUGGCCAGAAAUUAAGGAGAUGACCCAGCGCAACACGGUUCUGGAAAUGACCGAUCUGCCAAACUAUACCUUCCUCCGGAUGGUCAAUGUAAUGGGUGUUCACAGUACGGACUUUGCCUUCGAACAGCCGGAAGUUCAGGCCGUAAUCAAUGAGAAAAACAAGGUUGGAAAGUAUGAUUUGCUGCUGGCGGAACAGUUCUUCAACGAGGGAGCACUUAUCCUGGGACACCUGUACCAGAUUCCCAUCAUCACUGUCUCAACUUUCGGCCAUGCCAAUUACCUUAGUCAACUUUUCGGCAUAGUUACUCCGUGGUCCUAUGUGCCACAUGCCUAUAUGCCCUUCACAGAUCGCAUGACUUUGUGGGAGCGAAUUGAAAACGUGGCCAUCAGUGCCGCCGAGGAUCUUUCCAGGGAGUUCUCAUAUUACCCCGGACAGGAUGCGGUCCUCAAGAAGCACUUCUCCAAAAUUCUCGAUAGAGUUCCCAGUGUUAAGGAACUGGAGCGAAAUAUCUCGGCUAUUCUUCUAAAUACCUACAUGCCUUUGGCUUCAGCGAGACCGAUGUCUUACAAUAUGAUUCCGGUUGGAGGUUUGCAUAUUCAGAAGCCAAAAGCUUUGCCGGAGGAUCUGAAGAAGUUCCUUGAUGGUGCUACUCAUGGAGCCAUUUAUUUCAGUUUGGGCUCCCAAGUUCGCAGUGCUGAUUUGCCGCCUGAAAAACUCAAGAUCUUCCUGGAUGUCUUUGGCAGUUUGAAGCAGCGUGUAAUAUGGAAAUUUGAGGAUGAAACUCUGCCCAAUCUCCCAGCCAAUGUGAAGGUGCAGAAAUGGUUGCCUCAAGCUGACAUCCUGGCCCAUCCGAAUGUGAAGGUGUUCAUUGCCCAUGGAGGUCUCUUCGGAACCCAGGAAGCUGUCUACAAUGGAGUACCUGUUCUUGGAAUGCCAGUCUAUUGUGAUCAGCAUUUGAAUAUCAACCAAGGAAAGCAAGCGGGUUAUGCUUUGGGUCUGGAUUACCGGACUGUAACAGAAGAUGAGCUUAGGGAAUCACUUCUCCAACUGAUCGAGAAUCCCAAGUUCAGGAAUAAUAUGAAGAAGGCUUCAAAGGUAUUCCGCGAUAGACCAUUGAAUGCAAUGGAUACUGCGAUGUAUUGGAUUAACUAUGUGAUCGAGCACCGAGGAGCUCCUCAUUUGGUGUCUGCCGGAGUGGAGCUGCCCUGGUACCAAUUCUACUUACUGGACAUCGCAGGACUUGCUCUCGCUGUGAUUAUCCUGCCAAUUUUAGUUCUCCUCUCGAUUUGCCGCAGAAGCUCGAAGCCAAAGAGCUCUCCGAAGAAGAAAACCAAGAGGAAUUAGAACCAAAACUAGUGAUUUAUUUUUGUUAACAAAAAGGAUACAAAUAUGUUAGAUAGUUUUCUGCAAUAAAUUUUGGAUAAUUUCGUAA
Molecule: messenger RNA, 3442 nt
Organism: Drosophila ficusphila
Lineage: Eukaryota; Metazoa; Arthropoda; Insecta; Diptera; Drosophilidae
Gene: Ugt49C1
Exons: 8
Coding region: 178-3354 (1058 amino acids)
Molecular function (GO): UDP-glycosyltransferase activity
Source: RefSeq, a predicted model, not a curated record